GGUGUGGAGUACAGAUUGCUUAAGAGGCUUAACACCGGUGCCUGAUUUCUGUGGUUUGCAGAGAACUCACUCGCUGUUUUCUCGGGCAAGUCACAACCUUGCCAAUACAUCUGUUUCCUCUAGUAAACCGUUUCGUAAUGUGGUCCCUGCUUUAAAAGGGUGUAAUAAGGAUCACGUGCUUUUUAGUGACUGUAAAUCUUCACAUAAUGUGGUGUAACAAAACGUCAGUUUUAACAAAGCUAGCAUAUAUUCGGGAUUUUCACAGUAAGCAGAGAAAUAAGAUAUAUUCGAUUUAGUACAGAUCUGUUGCACUUUUGUUUCAGGGCGGGCAUUUCACACAGGCUGGCUUGGAACUUGCUGUGUGUAGUCCAGGUCCUUUUAGAGCUGACUUUUGGAAGCGGGUGCCACCAGUCCUAACCGUGCUGUAACUACGUUUAUCUUUCCGGUUUUAAAGAUUACUGGCAAGGCUUCCAGUAAUUAUCCCCAGGAUUCGCCAUGACCCCAGCUCUGAAGGAGGCAACAACAAAGGGUAUCUGCUUUUCAUCUCUGCCAAGUGCCAUGGAAUCUGACAAGAUGCUGUGCAUGGAAAGCCCUAGAACUGCGGAUGAAAAGCUCACAGGAGGAGAUACUUUCUCUCAGAUGCUGGGAUUUCCGGCUCCUGAACCUAGUCUAAAUACUAAUUUUGUGAAUUUAAAACAUUUUGCCUCUCCUCAGGCUUCAAAACAUUUUCAGACAGUUCUCUUAAUGAGUUCUAAUUCAACACUAAAUAAGUAUAAUGAGAAUUAUAACCAAAAGAAAGUAAUGGAGGCCAACUGCUGUAAGCUGAAAAACGUACUGUGUAAUGGCAGCAGCAUUCAGCUCAGUAAGCUCUGCCGUUCUCAUCCUGAGAAUGAGUUCAUCAAAAAGGAGCUCUUAGAUGGCACAAGCCAUUGCAUGAAAGAUAUACAGAUCGUUCUGGAUUCCAGUCUCACCAAAGAUGCUAAUGUAGAUAAAAUACAUCUGCAAAACUGUAAAUGGUACCAGAAGAAUGUACUUUUGGAUAAAUUCACUGACACUAAGAUUAAAAAGGGCCUAUUGCAAUGUACUCAAAAGAAAAUUGGACCUAAUCACUCAGAUAUGCCUGUUAGUUCCUCAGCUGCUGAGAAAGAGGAGGAGGUGAAUGCUCGUUUGCUUCAUUGUGUGAGUAAACAGAAAACCUUGCUCAGCCAGGCUAGACGAACUCAGAAACACCUGCAGAUGCUCCUGGCCAAGCAUGUUGUGAAGCACUAUGGUCAGCAGAUGAAAUUUUCUAUGAAGCACCAGCUGCCCACAAUGAAGAUCUUCCAUGAACCCACCACAGUUUUGGGUAAUAGUUUACUUGAACACACUGAAAUUAAGCCAGAAGUCGACAUAUUGGCUUCAGAGAAUAAGUUUUUGAAUGAUACAAACAAUGGUUUUGCUCAUUGUACAGCUGCAGAAAUCCAAAGAUUUGCCCUGUCUGCUACAGGGCUGUUGUCUCAUGUUGAAGAGGGUCUGGAUUCUGAUGCCACCGAUAGCAGCUCAGAUGACGAGUUGGAUGAAUAUACCAUUAGAAAAAAUGUGGCAGUUAACGCUAGUACUGAAUGGAAGUGGCUUGUAGACAGAGCGCGAGUUGGCAGCCGAUGGACUUGGCUUCAAGCUCAGAUUUCAGAGCUAGAAUACAAAAUCCAGCAACUAACAGAUAUUCACAGGCAUCUUCGUGCCUCCAAGGGGAUAGUGAUCUUAGAAGAAUGUCAGCUGCCAAAAGACAUUUUGAAAAAACAGAUACAAUUUUCAAAUCAAGCGGCUUCAUUAAACACUUCAGUGAAUUCUCAGAUUCCCCAAAGGAGCGAAGAGACCUUGCCAGAGCACGACUUUGAGAUGUCACCCAGCAGCCCUACGCUACUUCUUCGAAACAUAGAAAAACAGAGUGCACAGUUGACUGAAAUCAUUAACAGUUUGAUUGCCCCUCUCAACUUGUCUCCAACUUCCUCACCACUCUCCUCCAAAUCCUGCAGCCACAAAUGUCUGGCUAAUGGCAUUUCAAAGAGUGCUUCAGAGAAUUUAGAUGAGCUCUCUUCCUCCAGUAGCUGGUUACUUAAUCAGAAGCACAGUAAGAAAAGGCGAAAAGACAGGACAAGACUGAAAUCUCCAUCCUUGGCUAUCAUGAGUACAGCUGCCCGAACAAGACCCCUUCAAAGUUUCCAUAAAAGAAAACUCUACAGAUUGAGCCCCACUUUUUACUGGACUCCUCAGACUUUGCCUUCAAAAGAAGCAUUUUUAAAUGCAACACAGAUGCCUUACAUGGAAUCACCUUUACGUUCGGACUACUGGGAGCAAAGUUCCAAGUCUGAGCUGUUAAGAGAACAUGUGACGAAACUGGAUCCCUCUUUUCAUCCUGUGCUGUCACUGCCAUCGGACAUUCCCCUUCAUUUUCAUUUUGAGAACUUAUUGAAGAAGACCAAUGUAAAAGGAGAGCUUGCUGAAAAUCCAUUUGUAGGUGACUGUAUCAUAGCGCCACCAUCUGUACAAGGGACUUCUCUGACUCAGUGGAGAAAUGGAUAUUCCCCUAUGUGUAAGCCUCAGAUAAGGUCACAGUCAUCCGCACAACUACCGCAGGGAAGAAAAAAGAGACACUUGAGUGACACAGCGUUAGCAGGAGAAAGAACUAGAUUUGAAGAAUUUACUUUCCAACGUACAGAACCAGGAUCCCAUUGCGAUUUCACUGCAGCCUCUAAUACCAAUGUUACAUCAAGAACCCAGAAUUCAUCCUCACAAAAUACUACUCGACGGAGGUUAAGAAGUGAAAGCUCUUACGAUAUAGAUAACAUUGUGAUUCCCAUGUCAUUAGUAGCACCAGCUAAGUUAGAGAAACUCCAGUAUAAAGAAAUACUUACUCCACGCUGGAGGAUGGUUGUUCUUCAGCCUCUUGAUGAACAUAACUUAAGCAAAGAAGAGAUAGAAGAUCUUUCUGAUGAAGUCUUCUCCCUAAGACACAAAAAAUAUGAAGAGAGAGAGCAAGCUAGGUGGUCACUCUGGGAGCAAAGCAAGUGGCAUAGAAGAAAUAACAGAGCUUACAAUAAAAACUUGGAAGGGCAGGACUUGGUUCUGAAGGAAAACCCCAGUGAACUUAGCAGUGGUCAGCAGUGUGCUGCCGAGAGCCUCCUUGAGCUCCCAGCAGAGAACCCCAGUCUGUGCGCUCAGGACUCACUUUCUUUAAAUGAUAGUCAAGAGAUCAAGUCUUUGUGGUGGGAGCGACGAGCCUUUCCGUUGAAGGAUGAGGAUACAGCAGCCUUAUUAUGCCAAGAUGAAAGAAAGGAUCAGACUGACGGGGCGAGCACAGCCAUCUGCAAGGAAGUCUUCUGUAGCACUACACCAGAGAAUGGCCACCCUCCAAAAAUGCAGUUAGAGGGGAUGGAAGAGUAUAAAACCUUUGGCAUAGGAGUUACUAAUGCUAAAAGAAAUAGGUGACAGAGAAUAUAGUAAGAAAACUAUGUAACUGAAAGGAAAAGAGGGAAAAAAACCUAAACCCUCUUGUGGAUCUUCCACUUCCUCUAGUCACGAUUCCAGAAAAGGAGGAUGUGUUGCAUGAAUCCAUCUUCCACUGUUCAUGAAGCAGGCCAGAGAAGUUUCUUUCUCCUUCCUGAAUCACAGAAGUAGAUAGCUUUUCACCUACACAGAUGCUAGUAACUUGUGUUUGUCAAUAAUACAGAUCACAAGCACUAAGCUAUUAAUUGCUGCAAUUUGAUGCCAAAUCAUACUAUGGGGUAACUGUUAAGGUAAGAGCCCCGCCUUAACAACACAGUUGAUUUGCAUCAAAGGACGACUAUUCUUUGCUUCUACUCUCAUGGCAAUUCACUAAAAUUGCCUCAAUAAUAUAUGAGAAUAUACUAUUGUGUAUACAGAAUACACACAUAUACACACACCUAGUCUUGAAACUGCAUGAUCAACUACUCUAUGCAGUGUAAGUUGCCAUGAAUAUCGAGCACAGGUGUGGACUGAAACAGACAUCUGAAAGCUUGGACUAUGGAGGGGGAGUUGGUUUUUUCUUUUAUUCUAAAAGUUGUUUAACCAAUAUAAGUUAUUUAUGGAAAUUCUUAUAUCAGAUAAUACAAUAUUCAUUUAUUUGAAAUCAUUGUUCUCUCUUGAACUAACCACAGACUUUCUGCUUACUCCUAACAGAAUUAAGAGAAGCAACUUAAGAGUUUAAUAUAUUGAUACAUUUUUAAACUAUUAUCUUUGAAAAUUCACCCUGUUUUAUUUGCUUUAUGUACCUCUUCAAGACAGCAAUUUAAAAUGCAAAACAGCAUACAAAUCAUAAUAUGGUUGUAACUCUAGCUAAUGUACAGCUAGAAACUUUAAAUUGGUUUCUCUUUGCAAUAGUUUAACUCAAAUAUCUACUCUUAAUAGAAUCCUAGAUCAAGAAUUCAAGUUUUUCAAAGACUAAGACUUUAAUAUAGAAUACUGAAGAGUGUACAUUAAAGAAAAUUCUUUCCAGAGCUAUAAUACCAUUUUUUUUCUAGAUGAAAGUUAAGGACAAUUUGUAUCCACCACUUUUUGUUAUGCAAAGAAAAGUGAUUCAAUUUGUAGUUCCCAUAGUACUGAAAAUCUGGCCACUGGGCUUAGUGUCUGUGGGAUUAGAUACUGAAGAUUUUGUUGAGGAUCAGAAAUUAAACUGGUCCCUGCAAAAAGGGGGUAGGGGAACCUUUCAAAUUCAAUACUUACAAACUUUUGUUAUAGUUUUACAGUACAUUUAUUUUUAAAGAAAAAGAUAACAAAAGCCAGAAAAAUACAAGUUGUCCCAGCAAAAAAAUUCAAAUCUUUGUCAUGACUGAUAUUAUAAUCUUCUACAUAGUUUUUUAAUUAAAGUUAUUUCUAUAUGCCUUG
This is a messenger RNA of Alexandromys fortis (reed vole), 4884 nucleotides long. It is a transcript of the gene Kansl1l, whose product is annotated as KAT8 regulatory NSL complex subunit 1 like. The record is from RefSeq and is a predicted model, not a curated record. The transcript is spliced from 15 exons. Gene Ontology annotation, cellular component: NSL complex. Gene Ontology annotation, molecular function: histone acetyltransferase binding. Lineage: Eukaryota; Metazoa; Chordata; Mammalia; Rodentia; Cricetidae. Bases 496 to 3468 code for a protein of 990 amino acids.